AUGACAAUCAUAGGUUAUUCAGGUCGAGGAAGAGGUAGAGAAAAGGGCAGAGGACGUGGGAGAGGAUGGGGAAGAGGCGGUGAUAGGGGAAGAAGUGUGACAUACCAGUCUUACGCUGGGGGCCAAGGAAGAGGACGAGGAAGGUUUUCCUACCGGUAUCAGCAACAACAGCUCUAUUCUGCAAGCAGCGGAAACAGCGGAAAUCCAUCUCACAAGUGGGUAAGGAAUGGUAAUGAAGCUACUAAUGCUGAGAGUAACGGAAAUUUAGGAGAAGAAAAGAGCACACAAGAGCAGGACUUUGUUAAACGUGGUAAGAAUCAACUUAUCCUGAAAACAGAUAAACCUUCUGGUCUGUACUCGGAGAAGAAUGAAGAAUCCUCAACAAAGACGUCCUCGGAUUCAAAAAUGGAUGGAGAAUCUAUUGGGAAGCCUGAAUCUGAACACACAGAUUCGCAGUUGCCCAACACAUCGACGUUUGUAAUAAUCGAAACUGAGACCAACAAAUUGAUAUCUUCUGGGUCAAGAAACGAUACCAGCCGUGAAGAGGACAAGCCAGAUGCACAAUCGUCAGAAAACAAAAUGGAAGAUAAAGUUGAUACGACCAUGCCAUCGCAACCAUCAUCAUCGCAGAAACCUGCUCCAAACAGACCGGCUGUGUCUGAAUUGAAAGUGAAUAGCAUCGGCAAUAGGAGCGCUAUACUAGGCGCUGACGGUAGUAUGCUUUCGACUCAUCUAAAGAAGGUGGCUUCGCACAAGCUCGUGGCUUCUGGUGCAAGUAGCAAACCAGGCGUACCGGCUAGGAGAACAAAUCAUCCAGGUCCUCCUCACUGGAAAAGUGGGAAUACCAAGAAACGACCGCCACCUCGGUCUGGAAGGCCACGCCCGGGUGCCGCAAAACGGAUUGCCAUUGAGGUGACAAAUAAGGCCAGUGGCGAACAAGAGCAGCCGAUCACUCAAGAUGGUUCAACUGCCAAUGAAGGAUCCCUGUCAUCCGAACCAACCGAAAAGCUAACAGAUUUUGCAUAUCGACAGACAAGCGCAAGAGUACAACGUGGUAACGAUUCCAAAAGCCUCAAGUGGUCCGCGAACGGGGGUAGUACUGUCAGUUCUAGCAUCCAUCAAUCUGGGAGACCGCUUCGACGAAACAUGGGACUCGUCCGAGUACAACCAAACACGGGCAAGACACCAAUUUGCAAAACGUUUCUUAGAGGGAUUAACUGCACGGACAAGUAUUGCAAAAAGCGGCACGAUAUUCCAAAGGAAUUCUCCGUUCCAGUAUGUUCUUUUUUUCAACGUCAUGGAAAUUGUCUCAAGGGAGAGAGUUGUCCCUUUCGACACAUCAAGGUCAACCCGAGGGCGAUGGUGUGUCCAAGCUUUGCCGUUUUGGGGUUUUGCGAUGAUCCAGACUGCAACAUGAAACAUGAGCGCUCAAAGCCAAAGAAGUAG
Molecule: messenger RNA, 1446 nt
Organism: Cylindrotheca closterium
Lineage: Eukaryota; Bacillariophyta; Bacillariophyceae; Bacillariales; Bacillariaceae
Source: the annotation of a GenBank genome assembly